Messenger RNA from Podospora pseudopauciseta, 1528 nucleotides. RefSeq lists its product as uncharacterized. The record is from RefSeq and is a predicted model, not a curated record. The transcript has 3 exons. The coding region runs from base 1 to 615 and encodes 204 amino acids. Lineage: Eukaryota; Fungi; Ascomycota; Sordariomycetes; Sordariales; Podosporaceae.
AUGACAUUUACCCACACCCCAACCCAGCUGACCCUCUUGUGGCUCGCUUUCUCCCUCCCCGCCGUGACCUGGGACUUUUUUUAUGUCAUAUUCCGGCCUCACACAAUGCCUGGCGGGUCCAUACACUCGCCCUUCUGGGUACCCUACGCGCUCUACGGCGAGGUGGACGGCAACUACGGCUGGAAGCAGUGGCACGCCGGGUCUGGGUUCCCGGCUGCACAGAGCUGGAUGAACGCCAUCGAGACGGCCAUGUACCUCGUGUAUGCUUGGAUUUGGUGGACGAGUAAAGAUCAGGUUACUGGGGAGAUUAGGGGAAAAAGGGCGGCGGCGGCGGUGUUGACUGGUUUUGCGGCCGGGGUUAUGACCGAGAGCAAGACUGUGCUGUAUUGGCUGAAUGAGAUUUGUUCGGGGUAUGAGAAUAUUGGGCAGAACGAUCUCUUUAGGCUGGUGGUUCUUUGGGUGGUGCCGAAUGGGCUGUGGCUUGUUUUUCCGGCGACGCAGUUUAUUUAUGGGUUUGGGAAGGAGAUCAUUGAUGGGCUUGCUGGUGCUGAGACUGAAGACGAGCCAACGUACAGCGAGGUGGUGAAAAAUGGGUCCGAGAAGAAGGAGCUCUGAGGGCGAGGGUUGUGCAAUGGCUUGGUGAACCGUGGGAGAUGUAGCGGGAAAAUACGAACGAGAAACGGGAAGCUGCGUUGCCUUUACCAACAUCGAGACCGGCGUGUUCCGAAUUGUGUGAGACUAGAUUCCACCCACACCAGGACCACAGCGAGUUGACAGACCCCGACUUCUCUGUAAACGACGAUGCUGAAGGCCGCAUAUCACGGCCUCCAUCAUUCUCAACCGCCCCCAGCACGAGGUACACCUCCAGAAUCUCAAUCAGCCACCUCUCCCUCGACUCCAAUCCACGUUUCGCAUCAAACCAGAUUGUGUCCCUUGCGGCCUGGGUGACCACAUCUCUUGUACAUGGCUCGAGCUCAGCCAGUUUCAACACUUGGUACGCAUCAAUCGUCACCGUUGCCGUCCCCCCGCCCAGCUCAUUUUCGACAUCACCCUGGAAGUAACGUCUGGUUAUGUCGGGGUUCUUUGACAGCAGUCGGAGACAAAACUGCUCAAAGAGGUUGAACUGAACAAUGUACUGCAGUAACGGACAAAACGGCAUCGUGAUCGCCGCCCACCUCGUCGCGGCCAAAUUCUGCCGACGGCUAUCCACCAAGAGUAGGGAUUCAAGCAGCUCGUCCCGGCUGAGGGGUUUUAGAUCGAUGUUGGUCAAGAACGGCCGGUCAUAGCCGAUUUUGUGCCGCCACAGCCGGUUGGCCAUGACCGAGUUGACGAUGCAAGGGAUCAGCACUACAUAAGCCCACCACUGCGUUGCCGCAGCGAGGGACAUGGCACCUGCUAUCAGACCAGGUAGCCCGUUGAGCAGGAAGUGGAUGCGCAGGUAAUUGGCUCUGGUGGAGACCAUGUGUUCGAGGCGGUCGCCUACAUAGGAACGUCCUGGGGGAAAGUCGGAAUAGAGAGAUGAGGCGAC